This is a messenger RNA of Esox lucius (northern pike), 5509 nucleotides long. RefSeq lists its product as uncharacterized. Lineage: Eukaryota; Metazoa; Chordata; Actinopteri; Esociformes; Esocidae. The coding region runs from base 510 to 3440 and encodes 976 amino acids. The record is from RefSeq and is a predicted model, not a curated record. The transcript has 10 exons.
CGGAUGUGUUCACACCGCACAUGUGAUAAAAACGCCUGCGAUGUAAUAUGAUUUGAUCCGAGACUUACUACAUACUAAAUCGUCUUUGCUAUUCAUGUUCAGUACGCAGAUGUGCUGCCAGAGCGAUGUGGCAGAGAGCCAUGUUUGUUACUCGCAAAUGUAUCGUUAAACGUAACAAAGCGUAGGGUCCCGCCCAAUACUUAUUUAGUUCACUUUGUUAUUCGUAAACAAAUUAUUUCUGGACAACACUGACACUUUAGAAUUUUUUUUAUUUUGUCAACAUAAUUUCUAAUAUUAAAUAGGCAUAUUGCGUUCUGUACACGGGCUACGGCUUUCUCCUGUCCGUCAAGCCGCUUUCCACCGGAAGCGCUGCUGUUCGCGAACUAUUGUAGUCAUUGCGGGACGUCUGGAUGGAACAACAAACUGGAUUUUGAUUUGGGAAAUUCUAGGGGACGUUUGGUAAAGCCUCAUAUCCACACUGGGCGGUGAACUCAGGCCAAGUCCAUGUGAUGAUGUUGUCACCUGUUAUGGCUGAUCCCAGAGGUGGUCAGCAGCUACCUGGCACCACGUCGGUGGGUCCAGUUGGUCCAUACCCCCUUCUCUCACAGCUGUAUGAUGAGCGAUUGGCUAUGGAGUGCGGAGAGAACAGCAAGGACCUUAGGAACGCUGCUGAGGGUGGAGGACCUCUGGUGACUGUGAAAUUGUCUCACAGGUCAGCGGAGAGUAGAGAUGGUAGUCUUCAGGUGCAAGAUAUUCAAAGGCCCUAUAAUAAAAGCAAUGUCUGGGUUCAUCCAAAACAACGAGAACCUUCCUCCAGGGGGGCUGCCUCAGCGUAUGUCUCACCUCAGGCUCAAGCCUGCCCUGCUGUUCCGGACACCCCAACAGAUGAGCAGCUAGGCACCCUCCAGCGUUGUCUGGAAGGCCACCAGGCUGAGAUGAGGCGGUUACUGACUGGUGCCCUCGGCAAUCUGUGCCAGCGGCUGGAUGUGGUGGAGAGGAGGAUGGAGCAGCUCUGUGAGCAGGGCACCACACACGGCAACAGCCUCGCCCUGCUGAGCACCCAACUGAGCCAGCUUGCGAGAGGAAUGACUGUCACUACUACAAAGCAGGACUUGUCACCUUUCCAAGGUCAGGGAAAGGAACCAAUAGUGCUGAAUGAAGAAAAGCUGAACUACAUCAAGCCGGUACCACAUGGUCCAAACUCUUUGUGCAAUAUACGUUCAUCUGGAACCGACUUUGAUGAGGGAAGCAUCACUGGAACUCCAUGUGGGCUGAUGACAACGUUUUCACACAGGCAGAGUCCAGCCCAGAGUGACGGCCUCAAAGAGGGCUUAGGUGGGAAAAUGGAUAGGAAAGAGUUAGGGCACUCAGCAUCCUUUGUGAGAAAAGGUCCCUGUAAGGGGGAUACAGAGGGGUCCAUUCAGGGAAAAUGCUCCCCUGUGUUUGUGGAGCUGGAAGCGGGUAAGAGUCAGGAUGCACUCACCUGCUUUGUCAAUUCUGUCCUGGUAGAAAUGGAAUCUAGUGACAAUAUGGAAGUACCCCUUUCAUCCUCUUCCAAGAUGGCAGAAGGUAUCAUGACACUUCCGCAUUCUCAUAUACAUUGUCCCUCUCAAUCCGCAGCUCAGUCCAAUGGCCCUGAGUUCCCAAAGUAUCCCGUUCCAAAUAAGGGUAGGACUUUAGCUGCAUUUUCUGAGGGGGGCCAAUUGAACCCUAUAGGAGCUUACUUUCUGUUGCCCCACUCCGUUGAAGUUCUAGGGUUAUCUAGGUCAGAGCACUCAAGCAGUAUUGCUUGUGCUCUAACUGAUGUCCAGGAAUUGAUCAGCAGCCGAACCCACAAUGACCACACUGCCUAUAAUAAAUUUUCCAAAGAAGCCUCAAAAGACUGGAAGGCAGAGAUGAAGAGGGAUGAAAAGGGACAAUUAAAGGUACACUUGUUCGGUGAGUUCAAGCUCUCCCCUCUACGAAAUGGCUCUUCAAAUUCUCUCAUAGCUGGUGUUAGGUCCACCCACCACAAAAACGAGGCCCUCCUGCUUCAGCUGUCUGAGACUGCUAGACACCUAGUCACGUUGCCCACAUCCACAGCGCUCCAUUCACUCCUGAAUAGCGGCCAAAGUAGAUGGGGGAACCUAACUUGCUUUAACUGCAAGCUGAAACACCACUGGGCUAAGGAACGGCCCUCUUAUAAGAAACUGCCCCUAAAAGGCUUUAGCAGCACUUGUGGCGCUCUAAUGAUAUCUCUCCCGGAACUGGAAGAGGAGAUGACGCAGCCCCUGGUGAUUCUGGGCAGCCCAGUGUUGCCAUUGUCUCCCCUGAAACUGGGGCCUGUAGGCCAGACCUUCUGCCCCUCCCGCUGUAGCAGCAAGCUCCUGGACGGAGGCAUGCCCACCAGUCAAUGCGGUCUCUCCCGGCUCCUCCACACCACAGGCCAGUUCCCCACGUCUCUGUCCAGACGGAUGGGGUUCCCGAAGUUCUCCAAGGGAUGUCUUAGCACCGUUCUGGCUGCCUCUUCCUACGCCUCCUUCCAUCUCUGGUUCAGACACAAGGGCCCCGGGCCCCUCAUGAGGCUGUCGGCCACUGCGGUGAAGACGGUGGUGUGUCAGAUCAUAGAGUCUCAGGAGAAGUACAUGUGCCCUCUUCCACCGCUCAAGGACUACACGGGCCCGUUUGGCCUGGGCAAUGACCACAGUUACGCUCAAUGCUGUGGUCAAGAGGCUUCCUCUGGCAGGAAUUCCACAGCAGCAAGGUCAGCAACCUUCAUGUCUCCCACCUCUCCAACACAGCGACGCCGUAGGGUCAGACUCACCCUGGAGCGGACUCUUCCCAGCCCCAAGACCAUCCAUGGGCACAGCUCCAAGGCAAUGUGCCUGGAGAACCAGAUUGAGCCUUUGCCCAGCUUUGCCAUUGCUAGUGCUAAUGUGAAAUACCCUGGGCUGCACGGGCAUGGCCGGAGCCCAUCCAGAGAGGGAGGCCUGUAUGAUGCAAGUGUGGGUGCCCAGCCAGGCCAUCGCUCUAAGAGGGUAUCCCAGAUCCGCAUUCGGAAAACGGUUCCCAAACCAGACAACAACCUCACUCCCAUGGGCCUGCCCAAACCAAAGAGACUGAAGAAGAAGGAGUUCAGUUUGGAGGAGAUUUACACCAACAAGAAUUACAAAUCACCCACACCCAACAGGAGCCUGGAAACCAUCUUUGAGGAGCCUAAGGAGAAAAACGGAUCGCUGGUCUGCAUUGGCCAGCAGAAAAGAAAGCGUGUGCUUGACUUCCCAGAUUUCACACUUCCACGCAAACGUAAAGCACGGGCCAACCUGAUGCCCCUACGGGUGAAAGGCCCCAGGGGGCGUGGUAGGAGGGGAAGGUCUGAUGAUGUCGACCUGGACAUCAUGCUCAUUGAGAGGCUGAGCGAGCUGGAGGAUUUCUUUAUUCGCCAAGGCCUGGAGGACUGAGAGGUCGCAGAGUUCCCCCUCAUCCAAUUCCACAGACUAUGUAAACCUGUUGAGUGUGUAGUGGUCUACAUUUAAUCCGUCAGGUCGAAAGUGGUUUAUUGUGUAAGGAGUCGGGUUUCGAGUGACUUGCUACGCACAUGCAUUGCACACAGUUCCUCUUUCUCAGUUUUGGGAGACUUUGUUUUGUACAUUGAUUAGGAUUAUAAAACUGAAUUGUUUUAAUAAUGAUCAUAUGCACAGGUUUCUAUUGGGUCCUUGAAAUGCCCAGCCACUCAGAUUAAUGGUCGUAUAAAUGCUUGGUAAGUGAAACCUUAUGUGUGCCUUUGUUGAAAUGUUAAAUCAAUCUAGCAAAUAUCUUAUUUUCGUUAUAGAUAUGGAAAAUAAUGGUUCAAUUAAUGUUUUGUUGCGUAGGAGCUAUAAUUGAAACUGUAACUGAGAAUUUGGAUACUCACACAAGAUCUGUGCGUUGGUAGACACGCGGACAUACACUUUGCACACUUUGUCAUGUCAGCAAGUGUGUAGACUACAAAAGCACAUGGGCGCUAAGUUCUAUAACUGUAUCUGUGCGACUUUGCUCCCCUGACAAAGACCUCUCUGCUAGCCUUUGGAGGUUAUUAACCACCAGUAGCACCAAGGGUGUUCCUUUACUUCUCAUGUGUUGUUGGGGUGAUGCUACAUGUGGGGGUACAUGUACACAGCCCUGAGAACCUGAAUAGGAUCUAGUCUGAGCCCUGAGUGAUGAGGAUCUUCCAUUCUGACACAUAGUAAAACAAUACGGGUCUGGUCAGUGGGAAUAUUCCUGCAGUAUUUGUUAACCAUAGAUUUUUUCUUUACAAAUGUUUCUGAUGUGCAUCAUAAUGUAAAUCAUCUGAUUUUCCAAAAUGAUUUCUUUGCGGAUCUUGUGGCUCCAUGAUCUCCAAUAUUUUUCAGAACCCAGCUGCAUUGUCAUAGAACUACUAGGACCUUUUUGGUCAAAAAGCCAGAGCCCAGUUAGUGGUGCUUUCCCUCCAUUGACCCACUUGAAAGAUACUUUUAUAGAACUUUGUCAUCCUUGAUUUGCGCAACGCUUAUGGGGACACGUGAAAUAUUCAGUGUGUUUGUGGAUCCUUUUCUGUCUGAUGUUUUCUCAAGUAAGACUAAACUCUUCUGCAUAGGGAGUCUGUUUAUAGUGUCUGUAUCCAGUGGUCUGCUAAUGCUGUGUGGUCCAUUUUCUGGCUGUAAUAUAUCCACAACUUUUUAUAGAUGCUGAACAUUUCUGGGUUCUAGUUAAAUAAUGCCCAGAAUCUUACUUGGUCUGGUGGUUACAUGGACAGGAAAUCCAUUUUCAAUUGGAGUAAUGGUGUUUGAGGAUUAGAAGUGAGCUGCUUCAAACGAGAGUGUGGGCUUUGUGUCUGAAGUUCUGCUUCAAAGCUGCUAAACCCCUAACCCCUUACUAUAUAUAGAUACAUUGUUAUUGUAGAUGUUGUGUGAAAAUCAUUGUAGUGUUCACUUCAUAAGCAUAAUUAACAUCAUGGAUUAUUGUUAAAUUAUUUUUAAACUUAUUAUAAAAUGAUAUUUUCUCUGUGGUCAAUCAUUGCAAGCCGUAUCCAUCAGGUCUUGAUGCGGGACAGCAUUGAAACAUUCAGCUCUGCAUACUUUGACAAUCCUCUGAAUGAAAUGUUUAGCACACAAUUAAAGGUCAAUGGUCUAAUGGGGUUUACAAUUAGUCUUCUGCCAUUAUCAAGGUUUUUCUUUUUUAUGUGUUUUUCAUUCAUUUUCUCUUGACUGGUUGCUUUGUAAGAGAGCCCUGAUGCGAAUUGCAAUCUUUGUUAAUAUACUUUUCAACUUCCCAGGACCUAUUUCCCAGUAGCUUAUUUGAUAUGGCACAAGUAUACACUUACUAACCUCUCAAACAUUAGACCCUGUGAAGUAUUCUAGUAUACCUUCUUUCCCUCCUCCUGACCUCUGCUCCUGAGGCCACUGACUGAAGUUUUUGAUGAGUGAUGUGGAAGAAAAUAUACACUACUGUUUGAGGUCAAAAGUUUGAGGUCACUUAGGAAUGUCAUUGUUUUCCAUUAAAACAUACAUGA